ACCAAUCAAGACAGUAUAAAGGCAGGGGUUCUUAUCCUGGGAUUGAUGUAGGUAUCAGGAUACCACAACUGCCUGCCUCCCCUUAUGCAGGGGUUACCAAGAGUGUGGAAGCAUGGAGGAAAGUCGAAAUGAGAAGACAAAUGAAGCUCAUAUUCUCUUUGACCGAUUUGUCCAGGCCAGUACCUGCAAAGGAACGUUGAAAGCUUUCCAAGAGCUUUGUGACUAUCUGGAGCUAAAGCCCAAGGACUAUCGUAGCUUCUACCACAAGCUCAAAUCCAAGCUUAACUACUGGAAAGCCAAAGCCCUCUGGGCAAAACUGGAUAAACGGGGCAGCCACAAAGACUACAGAAAGGGAAAAGUGUGCACUAACACCAAGUGUCUCAUCAUUGGAGCUGGGCCUUGUGGCCUUCGCACAGCCAUUGACUUGUCCUUACUGGGAGCCAAGGUAGUGGUCAUUGAGAAACGGGAUGCCUUCUCCCGCAACAACGUCCUGCAUCUCUGGCCAUUUACCAUACACGACCUGAGGGGUCUGGGUGCCAAGAAGUUCUAUGGCAAGUUCUGCGCUGGGGCCAUUGACCACAUCAGCAUCCGGCAGCUCCAGUUAAUCCUUUUGAAGGUUGCUUUGAUUCUUGGCAUUGAAAUCCAUGUCAAUGUGGAAUUCCAGGGCCUUGUAUACCCCCCUGAGGACCAAGAGAAUGAACGAAUAGGUUGGAGGGCACAGGUACACCCCAAAACACAUCCUGUAUCGGAGUAUGAAUUUGAAGUGAUCAUUGGAGGGGAUGGCAGGAGGAACACCUUAGAAGGGUUUCGUCGGAAAGAAUUUCGAGGCAAGUUGGCCAUUGCCAUCACAGCAAACUUCAUCAACCGCCAUACCACAGCAGAAGCCAAAGUAGAAGAGAUCAGCGGUGUGGCCUUCAUAUUCAACCAGAAGUUCUUCCAGGAACUUCGAGAAGCCACAGGUAUUGAUUUGGAGAACAUUGUCUACUACAAAGACGACACACACUACUUUGUUAUGACAGCCAAAAAGCAGAGUUUACUAGAUAAAGGAGUGAUAUUGAACGACUAUGCUGACACAGAACUCUUGCUGUCUCGGGAGAAUGUAGACCAGGAGGCUCUGCUCAGCUAUGCCAGGGAAGCAGCUGACUUCUCUACCAAUCAGCAGCUGCCAUCAUUGGACUUUGCCAUCAAUCACUAUGGGCAACCAGAUGUGGCCAUGUUUGACUUUACCUGCAUGUAUGCAUCAGAGAAUGCAGCCCUGGUUCGGGAACAGAAUGGUCAUCAGUUAUUGGUGGCCCUGGUUGGGGAUAGUCUGCUUGAGCCCUUUUGGCCGAUGGGAACUGGAAUAGCCCGCGGCUUUCUGGCUGCUAUGGACUCAGCCUGGAUGGUCCGAAGCUGGUCUCUAGGAAUUAGUCCCCUGGAGGUCCUAGCAGAAAGGGAAAGCAUUUAUAGGUUGCUGCCUCAGACUACUCCUGAGAAUGUGAGUAAAAACUUCAGCCGUUACAGCAUCGAUCCUGUCACCAGGUAUCCCAAUAUCAAUGUCAACUUCCUGCGGCCAAACCAGGUGCUUCAUUUAUAUGACACAGGAGAGCUGAAAGAUGUUCACCUGGAAAUGGAGAACCUAGUGAACUCUCAAGUAACACCAAAGCUCACCCGAAAUGAGUCUGUGGCUCGUUCCAGCAAGCUGCUCGGCUGGUGCCAAAGGCAGACAGAUGGCUAUGCUGGAGUGAAUGUGACAGAUCUUACCAUGUCCUGGAAAAGUGGCCUGGCUCUUUGUGCAAUUAUCCAUAGAUACCGCCCAGAUCUCAUAGAUUUUGAUUCUUUAGAUGAGCAUAACACAGAGAAGAACAAUCAACUGGCAUUUGAUAUUGCUGAAAAGGAAUUAGGAAUUUCUCCCAUCAUGACAGGCAAGGAAAUGGCUUCAGUUGGGGAACCAGACAAGCUAUCAAUGGUGAUGUACCUGACCCAGUUCUAUGAGAUGUUCAAGGACUCCAUCCCCUCCAGUGUUACUUUGGAUGCUGAAGAGAAAGCGGUCCUGAUUGCUAGUACCAAAUCCCCCAUCUCUUUCCUUAGCAAACUUGGGCAGAGCAUCUCCCGGAAGCGUACUCCCAAGGAUAAGAAAGAGAAGGACUUGGAUGGUGUGGGGAAGAGAAGGAAGACCAGUCAGUCAGAAGAGGAGGAACCACCUCGAGGUUACAGGGAAGAGAGGCCCACUCUGGUAAGCGCCCUAACCGAGAGGAGGAUUGAUGUUGCUAUUGGUAACCAGAAUAAAGUGAAGUCCAUGGCUACCCAACUACUGGCAAAAUUUGAGGAGAAUGCACCACUACAAUCCACUGCUGGCAUAAGGAGACAGCCAAUCCACGAGCGUUGCAUCAGCCAGCCAUCCUGCAGACAGCCUGAGCAGGGCCGCCCUGCUCCGAUACCUCAGUGGAAACAGCGACGGCGAAAGGAGUAUUCUCGAACAUGCCCGAAAAAAGUGAUUACACUUUCUUCUCCCUCCAUUCCACCUUCUUCUCAAUUAUAUUGCGGUCAACAGAUGUACAGGGAUCUUGAUGCUGACAACCGUGGCAAGCAGAGUCCUCAAUAUGAAAGGCAAGAAACUGAACCUUCUCGUCGAUUUUUUGUUGAGCAAUGGGAGCUUUCCCUUAGCCUCCGUUCCUCCAACCGCCCUGCCUCACCCUCCUCUGACUCUCUCCGACAGAAGUAUAUAAAGAUGUACACGGGCGGAGUGAGCUCAUUGGCUGAGCAGAUAGCCAAUCAGCUUCAAAGGAAAGAACAGCCCAAAACCCUUCUAGACAAGAAGGAACUGGGCUCAUUGAAGAAGGAGUUCCCCCAGAAUAUAGGAGGCAGUGAUAUUUGCUAUUUCUGCCAUAAGCGAGUCUAUGUGAUGGAGAGGCUGAGUGCUGAAGGGAAGUUCUUCCAUCGAAGCUGCUUUAAGUGUGAAUACUGCGCUACUACCCUACGCCUGUCUUGCUAUGCAUACGACAUAGAGGAUGGUAAAUUCUACUGUAAACCUCACUACUGUUACCGACUUUCUGGAUAUGCACAGAGGAAGAGACCAGCAGUGGCUCCUCUGUCUGGAAAGGAGACUAAAGGGCCCCUGCAGGACGGUGCCGCAGCAGACAGAACUGGACGAUCUGACUCUACCACCAGCUCAGUGGAGAGGACUCCAGGUUCAAGUGUGAAUGGCUUAGAGGAGCCCAGCCUUGCCAAGAGACUGAAGGGUACCCCAGAAAGGAUUGAGCUGGAGAAUUAUAGGUUGUCCAUGAAACAGGCAGAAGAACUUGAAGAGGUUCCUGAGGAAACCCUAGCAGAACACAAUCUGAGCAGCGUGUUGGACAAAGGGACCGAAGAGGACGUGGCAAGCAGCAGUUCAGAGUCUGAGAUGGAGGAGGAUGAUGAAGAGGAAGAAGAAGAGGAAUCCCGUCUUCCACCUUCAGACCUGGGGGGUGUGCCUUGGAAGGAAGCUGUUCGCAUCCAUGCUCUUCUAAAAGGGAAGAGUGAGGAGGAGCUGGAGACCUCAAAACGCCUCGAGCCUGGGAAUGAGGAAGAGGAGGAGGAGGAGGAGGAGGAGGAUGACGACGAAGAAGAAGAAGAAGAAGAAGAAGAAUCUAGUGAAGUGCCUGACCUUCCUUCCAUUCGCCACGCAGCAGUACAGGCCUGGCUGGAGACGGUCUCUGGAGCCCCAUUUGAUGAAAAUGAUCUGGAGGAAGAUGUGGAAACAGAGCCUGCAGAGAUGGAGGGAGAGGCAGCAGAGGACGGAGACACUGGAGACACUGGUGCUGAGCUGGAUGACGAUCAGCGCUGGUCUGAUGACAUCCCAUCUGAUGCUGAAGCUGAGUUGGGUUUACAGGGCCAGGAAGCAAAAAAAGGAGAGCUAAAGCUUGAAGUAUCAGAGAAGGAAGAGGAGCAACCAACCUCCCUACCACACCAGCAAGGAGAAGGUCCCUCUCCACACUCUAGCCCUAGCAAGUCUCCUCUAGAAAGUCCUGGUCUACUCUCCACAGUUAGCAGAGCCAAAGCAGAGGACGUCCAAGUCCCCUUCUCUUCAGUUUUCAAUAGAGACAAAUCUCCAGAAGAGCAUUUUUUCCCAGAUAUAUUCCACAUCAAAGAAAAGCCAGAAGUUGAAAUUCCCAUGGAUCAGAAGGUUUUAAACACUUCUGCGACACUGUCUCCUAUCCGAUCCCAGCCAGCAGCCCUGCCAGAAGCCAUCAUGACCACUUCCCCAGUCAUGUCUGGAUCUGUGUCCCCUUCACUGGCUUCUACUUCACCUUCCUCACCACUGCCCAUCUGCUCUCAGCCCCAGCCUUCCUCUGAAACGUCCAUUCCAUCCCCCACAGAGUCUCCUAUUUGUUUCCAACCUAGUCCAAUAAUAACAUCCACUCCUCUGGUCUCCCUCGCCCGUAAAGACCAAGAUGAUGCAGUGGAAAAGCCACGCAGCCCUGUUGCCGCAGAUGAAUCCAUAAAACGGAAUGACCUCGUGGAGGAAUUUUGGUUAAAGAGCGCUGAAAUACGCAGGAGCCUUGGGCUCACCCCAGUGGAUAGAAAAAAGGGUACUGAACCAAGUUUCACUUUGCCCAGCCUUGAUUCUGUGUCCCUAAAAUCAUAUCCAACCAAGAAGGUAUCUCAAGAUGAAGAAAUCCAUCUUUUAAAACCUCAACCUUCUCCUAGAAGGCCAGGCAUACCAAAGUUAGAUAGCGAUCAGCCAUCACUGCUGACUCCUAAAUCACCAUCCGAGAAAGAACUGAAAAGCUUGAUCCACGAGGAGAGGAAAGACUUGUCCAGCAGCUCUGGCCUGGGUCUUCAUGGGAGCUCCUCCAACAUGAGGACCUUGGCCAGUCAGAGCUUUAAUACCUCUGACUCAACCAUGCUCACACCACCUUCAAGCCCUCCUCCUCCCCCACCACCAGAUGAGAAACCAGCAACUCUUCGAAGAAAGAAACAGGCUUCCUGGCAGAAUGAAACUGAAUCCAAGCCUUCACCUACCACUCCCCCCGUAGUCAUUGUUCGGCCCCACCAAGAACCAUCACAGCCAUCCAGAGAAGAGGUGCGCAAGUCAUUUGUGGAAAGCGUUGAUGAAAUUCCAUUUGCUGAUGAUGUGGAGGACACAUAUGAUGAGAAGACAGAAGACACGAGCUUCCAGGAAAAGUUCUUCACCCCACCCAGCUGCUGGCCCUCCUCAGAAAAACCUCUCUACCUACCCUUGGCCAAAGAAAAUGGCAGGUUGCCUGCUUUGGAAGGUGAGUCCCAACAAGAAAAGAGGGGGCUGCCGGUGGUGUCUCCAGAAGCCAAGGAACUGGCCAAAGAGCGGAUGAGAGCCAGAGAGAAAUCUGUGAAGAGCCAGGCAUUGCGAGAUGCCAUGGCCAAGCAGUUAAAAAAGAUGAAAGAGAUGGAGAUGACAGCUGCCACUUCAGCUGGAACCUCUAGGAUCUUGAACAAAGGGGCUUCUUUGCCUUCCAAGACGAGAGAGCAGCUGGUCUCAGAACCCCUAAAGCAGUCAGCUCUUGGAAGAUCUGAGGUGCCCACCCUAAAGCAUGAAGCAACCAGUGAGGAGUUUUUUUCCCCACCGUCCGAUUCAGGAGGCCCUGAUGGCUCUGUCACGUCCUCCGAGGGUUCUAGUGGAAAAAGCAAGAAAAGAUCUUCACUCUUCUCCCCCCGAAAGAACAAGAAAGAGAAGAAGUCCAAAAAUGAGGGCCGGCCACUAGAAAAGCCCAGUGGGAAUGUCCUGGAGGAAUCAGCUGCCAAACCUAAGUCUUUAUGGAAAUCAGUAUUCUCAGGGUACAAGAAGGACAAGAAGAAGAAAGUAGACAAUAAAUCCUGCCCCAGCACUCCAUCCAGUGGUGCCACAGUGGACUCUGGGAAGCGUAAGAUGUCUCCUAUGGUCAGAACAGAGCUGCAACUACGUCGACACCUGAGUUUCUCAGAGGACUCUGAUCUCUCCAGUGAUGAUGUCUUGGAGAGGUCCUCCCAAAAGUCCAAGCGAGAGUCGAUUUAUGUACCACACGUCUUGGCAUUCAAGAGGUCAUAUUCAUCAAAGCCAAGGACCUACACUGAGGAGGAACUAAACGCCAAACUGACCAGGCGAGUACAGAAGGCUGCUCGGAGACAAGCCAAGCAAGAAGAACUCAAGCGAUUACAUAGAGCCCAGAUUAUCCAACGACAGCUGGAGCAGGUGGAAGAGAAGCAGAGACAACUAGAGGAGAGAGGAGUCGCGGUAGAAAAGGCUCUCCGUGGUGAAGCAGACUAUUGGGGAGAGUCUUAUUACAGUGACAUCAUCGACUUGCAUCUGGGUGGCAUGGGGAAGAAGGAUGAUCCAAAGCUGAUGCAAGAGUGGUUCAAGCUGGUACAAGAGAAAAAUGCCUUGGUGCGCUAUGAGUCAGAGCUUAUGAUAUUCGCCCGGGAACUGGAACUAGAAGAUCGGCAGAGUCGAUUACAGCAAGAGCUCCGGGAACGGAUGGCCGUUGAAGACCACUUAAAGACGGAUGAAGAGCUAUUAGAAGAGAAGAGGAUUCUGAACGAGAUGUUAGAGGUGGUGGAGCAGAGGGACUCUCUGGUGGCCUUGCUCGAAGAGCAGAGACUUCGAGAAAAAGAAGAAGACAAGGAUCUGGAGGCCGUCAUGCUCUCCAAAGGCUUCAACAUGAACUGGUCCUGAGGAUCUGCUCACUCUCACUGGUUGGUCUUUCGUAGCCAUUCGGCAUAGGCUGGGCUCUCCAGAAACCCCUAGCUUGAGAGAUCUGAGAAGGUCUGGCAUUUUCUGAGAGCAUACUUUCAAGUAUCCAUGUGCCUCUUCAACAGUGGAAUUGAGCCUCAUGUGUUUUGGGGAAAACCCUGAGCGAAGUUGAUGAGCUGAGGGAAUCCGGCCGCCCUGGAGAACCUGGCUCAAGGGGCCCACCUGAGACAGAUGCACGGGGAGAAGGAAGAGCACAGAGUGAUGGACGCUUAUUAUGGAAAACCCUUUAUCCUCCCAAAUGGACUACAGUUGGUCCUUUUCCCAUUUCCUCUACUAACCUGUUCAAUUAGAGAAGGAAGUGAAGAGACUCUCUCUUUGUUGACAUCACUGCUACGAUGGAGUUAACUUCCUAUUGCAGGGGAGAGUCUAAGCAACCAAAGAGAGCAGCAUUUUUACCUAUUCUUCCUAUAACCCCAUGAAAGAAACCUAAAAAACACACCCUACCCUGAGAAUACCCAAGAGAGUAAAAGUACCAUUGUCAGGCUGGGGUCAAGCCAUCCAUCUUGGAGGUCAGGGUUGGUGACUAAGAGCUAUCUCUAGGGAGGUCUCCAGAGUUAGCUCUACAAGUGAAGAGGGUACAUAAGGGAACAACCCUACACUACACGAUUUAGAGAAAGUUCAUUUAGAGUGUGUGGGCCAAGCAUCCCGUGGCCCAAGCACUUUCCUGUGGCAAGGACCCCAGGCCUGGGGAGUGCUACCUUUCACCUUUGUUUUGAAUUGCAACUAUUUUGACACUGGAAAAUACUGACUUUGAGGGACGACGGGGUCAAGGUCCCAGGUUCCAGACCCCAGCUGAGGGCUGCCUCAGGACAGAAAGUUAUUGACACUGUUCAGUACUUUAAGUUGGGAAAGGAGAAUAUGUUUUCCUUAAUUUUUUUUCCUGUGUUUGCACAAUGAAAAUGAAGCAAAGACCUGACAGGACCCUCGGUCACUUUGAACCCUUUUUAUUUUUUGUCAAUUAACUUAUUUUUUUUAAUACUUGAAAAAAAGCAAGUUCGCUUUUUAUAUCUUUACAAGAAACACAAAUCAUUCAGUGCUCGAAUGAGGGAGUGCCAGACAUCUGUCUUACAUCAUUCGUCAUCCAAUCGGCAACUGACUGAAGUCUUGGUUAUAUGCAUCUAUUUAUUCGUGUCGUUCGUGAUAUUUCUAGCUUGUUAUUCUGGUUGGCUUCAGGGAAUAGAACACAACCCUGUUGUGACCUAGUUUUUUUCUUGUUUUAUCUGAUGGCUUGUUCUGUGCCCUCUUGUGUGUCCUGUCCUGGCUGAGACCUAAUCUUGGCGCCAUGCCUCCUGACUUGGAGAAUAGCAUGUCUCCGGGAUCCAACUUUCCCUUUCCUUCUGUGCUUCAGAUUUGCAAAUGGGUAAUAGUCAUGUGUCAGAGAAUAUAUUUUCAUUAAUAUUCAAGACAAAGCCAAGAUUAUGACACCAACCUUCUGUCCCCUACGCCGUUCCCCUCCCCCCUUGGUAUCUCUCCUGUUGUGAGAUCCUGGCUCUGAAAAAGCUGCUCUUCUCAUAUGCUUUUCUCACCAAGGGUUUCUCCUACUAAAAAUACACUUAUAAAAGAA
Vombatus ursinus (common wombat) is the source of this 8291-nucleotide messenger RNA. RefSeq names its product microtubule associated monooxygenase, calponin and LIM domain containing 3 (gene MICAL3). The coding region runs from base 113 to 6649 and encodes 2178 amino acids. The transcript is spliced from 39 exons. NCBI's taxonomy places the organism in Eukaryota, Metazoa, Chordata, Mammalia, Diprotodontia, Vombatidae. Gene Ontology annotation, molecular function: protein binding; FAD binding. The record is from RefSeq and is a predicted model, not a curated record.